UAUUAGAACGUAAACAACACUUGCUCGGGUUAUCAUGGCAUCUUAAAAUGAUUAUUUGUACAGCAUUCUUUCAGUAUGGGCCCGAUAAAUUGCUCGGAGUUCACUUGAAAUUCCAAAGAACGGGUUAUCAUGAGUUUGAUGUUAGAGUUAGUGACUUUCAGUGCUCUUAGCUUAUAUAUAACUGAGAUACUCCCGGCAAGUUUCGAUGAGGACAUUGAAGAAUAUAAUCAGGUUACUCCCGGAAUUGAUUUCCCAGUUAAAUGUCCAGAAAAGAGCAAACAUUAUGCUAAAAUAUACUAUGAAGAGGAUUACUUAAAGGUACCAGACGUAUAUCACAAUGAGGACGUUAAACCACUGUCUGAUAAUGGAUAUUAUCUCGUCAAGAAUGUGACAGUAAACGAUUCUAAUGAUUAUGUUUGCGUUUACAAAGAAAAGGAAAUAGCACCUUACACGAUACACCUUAUGGUCAUCGCGAUCGAUCCAUUUGACUACCUGAAUCAUACGCAAAUCUUUGAUUUUGCGGGCACACCACCAAUACCAGAUGCUCUCUUGGUUAAGGAGGAAGAAGUUCAGUUAAAAAAAGCUGGAGGGACUAGACGAACUGGAAAAGAGGAAAUUGUAGCUAUUAAAAAUGAUAUUCUUCAUUUAGAUAACGAGAUUGAGGCCAGAGAUGAGGAAUAUCCAGAUGAGCCACAAGUUAUGGCGCAUAACCAGCUCGGCCAGUUCGGGGAUUACAAUGUCGGACCGGCUGUGAACACAACCGGUCUAGUUCCACCAUCAGCGCCAAAAGUAAAACGCAUUUCGCCAUCAAGUGUUGAGGUCUCUUGGUCGAUAAAAUUGAACAAAGGAAGUCCAGUGGAUCACUAUUUGGUCCAUCAUUUAACUUCAUUAUCUCUUGGAGUUGGAGGGGGAAGCUUUUGGAAGUGCAGCAAAAAAAUACCACCAUCUACCAAAUGGUGCGUGAUAGACAAACUGAUGCCUAAAUAUUGGUACAGGUUCAGAGUUGCAGCAGUUUUCUUCAAUAAACAGGAAAUUAAAGUAUUUGGAAACCGAUCUGAGUGGUUGAAGCUAUAAUUUAAUAACAUGAUCCCCCCCCCGCUUUGUACCACGAAAUCACUCUGCUUUGUUGAGAGAAAAAAUAAAUAAAAUUACCUGGAUUUUUUGU
Molecule: messenger RNA, 1165 nt
Organism: Bemisia tabaci
Lineage: Eukaryota; Metazoa; Arthropoda; Insecta; Hemiptera; Aleyrodidae
Molecular function (GO): protein binding
Source: RefSeq, a predicted model, not a curated record